UCAUUUCAGACCUUUCUGAAUUCAAAGAUCAUAAAGAUACAGCAAGGAUGGUAAUAUUGGUUCUUGUUUUUUCCACGCUUUUUGUAGUAUUUUGGUUCAUUAUAAUCGGGAAACACCUUAUCGAAAAAUGUAGACAAUGUUUCAUGAUGAAUGAAAUUAUAUCGGAAAAAGUAAAUGAAGAAAUAACUCGAUAUAAAAAAGACCAAUACGUUCCUUCUGAGUUUGUGAAGAAAAACGAGGAUGACAUCAGACGGAAAAAAAUAAGAGAUAUACAUAAUCAGCAUAUAAAUGACUGGAUGAAAGAAGAUGAAAAGUUUAUUGCGACAAUGGCAACACACACACUAUUUGAAAGUCUUGAAAGAAACAGUUGUGCUCUUGUAGUUGGUAUUGCUGGUAAUGGUAAAUCUUCGAUAAUUCGUCAUAUCGCCUUGAAACUGAAAAGCCAAGAGCAUUAUGAAAUAGUCCCAAUAGUGCUCAGUCCAGAAAUAAUUUUUGAAUUUCGAAAAACAGAUCGAAAACAGAUCUUUAUUGUAGAUGAUUUGUGCGGGAAGGUGAAUGUCAACGCACAAUCUGUCGAUAUCUGGGUGUCGCAGAUCAAUGAAAUUCUUAAGUUGAUAGAUACUGCCCAUAAAAACGAAACCAAAGAGAUUGCUGAAGUGAAAUUCCUCUUUGCCACUAGGUUAAGUAUUUUCGAGGACAGCAUUUUUCAAAAGCUCAGACUGCUUAUGAAAUAUGCAUUCCCAUUAUCGGAGUUUUCUUUGACAGAAGAAGAAAAACUGAAAAUGAUCAACAAAUAUAUUACACUGGAAGCGGACACAAAACUAUUUAAAAAGUUAAAAUCUGACGACGCAUAUUUUCCUCUUUUAUGUAAAAUAGCUGAACGGAAAACACCUGAUCAAAUUAUAAAAUUAUUCAGCAAUCUCAAAGGUUUCAUUAAACAAGACUUGAUGGAUUUAAAGGAAAAUAACCAUCUCCAAUUUUGCAUUAUAACAUUGUGUGCAAUAUUGAAUAAUAAUUUUAAAGAGGAAAUACUAAACGAUGUUUAUGAAUCAGACAUUGAAAGACAAGCGUUCGAUAAUAUUUGCAUGGAAUUUAAUCUAGGAACUAAUAAAGACCAAGUUAAAAGUAAAAUUAAAGCACAACUAGCCAACCUCGAGGGAAUGUAUAUGACGAAAACUGAAAAUUAUUAUCAUUUUAUUCAUGCCAAAGUGUACCAUAUUGCUGUUGUGGUAUGUGGUCAGACAUUUCUUCAUAGUUUUAUCAAAUACAUCCGAACUUCAUUUAUUGCUGAACGUUUUUGCUUUCAAUCGACAAUGGCAAACAUCAAUAAAAAUACAAUUUCCAUCGAUAACGAGGAUGCCGAAAAAAGAUUUUUCGACAGAUUGAUGUUUGAUUUAGAAAAAGGUGAAACAUACAGUACAUUUCAUAGCAAUCAACUUACAAAUAAGUCGUACAGAGAUAAAUUUUGUAACUAUUGUCGAAUUAGAAAACAAAAAGUUGGGGAACUUUUAAAACAUUUCAGUGUAAUAAACAGCAAAAAUGAUGAUAGAAAUUAUGAUGACUACAUUGAUUUUAAGAAACAGUAUCAUUUCUUUUCUCACCAAAUGCGAAGACCAUUCAUUGAGUCUGCAUGGGAAGGAUACUCUGAUAUUGUUGAGUUGUUAUUGGAGUUUAAUUUCGAUAUCAAUGAAAGUGAGAAAUUUGGACGAACGCCUUUGCUCGUUGCGUGUCUUUUAGGGAAAAAGAAACAUGAGGAAGUAGUAAAUUUCUUGCUGAAAAAUAAUGCCGACCAUUCGCUGUGUGAUAAAAACAAGCAGUCUCCGUUAUUGGCAGCUUCUAGAGGAGGAUACUAUAGUAUAGUUAAAGCGCUACUGCAACACAAUGCGGAUGUUAAUCAAUGCGACAUUAAAGGUAACUCGCCUUUAUUAGUAGCAGCUUCUGACAGUCCCUUGGAAACCGUUAAAAUAUUAUCAAGUAAAAUGAGUGAUUUUUCGAAAUGCAAUAGUCUAGGACAAACGCCAAUUUGUGUUGCAUCAAUCCAUGGCAGAGUAGACGUUUUGAAAUACCUCUUACAGUUUUGUAAUGAACUAGUUUCUAAACCUGAUAAUGAGGGUAGGUCUCCUCUGUUUAUAGCCUGUAAAAAGGGGUAUUUGGAAAUUGUUCAACUACUUCUCAGUAAUCAUGCUGAUGUGUCGCAAUCUGACUGGUCUAAACGGUCGCCAUUAUUUAUUGCGUCUGCCAAAGGACACGAUGAUAUUGUCAAAACUUUGUUACAAAAUAAAGCUAAAAUAAAUCAAUGCGACGAAGAAGAAAGAACGCCGUUAUUCAUGGCAUCCGAUAAAGGACAUGCAUCAACUGUACAGAUUCUUAUUAAUUGUGAAGCUGAUUUGAACGCAAUGGAUAAUAGAAAGUGUACUCCACUAUUUGCAGCAUGUAGGCAAGGGUUUAUAGAUAUAGUUAAACUAUUAAAUGAAAACGGAGCUAGCAUUACAGAGUGUAACAAAUGGAAUGCGUCACCUUUGUUUGCAGCAUGUAGACAAGGUUAUUUAGGUAUUGUAAAAUAUUUAGUAGAAAACGGCUGUAACAUUUCUGAUCCGGACAACUCUGGGACCACUCCACUACUAGUAGCACACGAAAAUGGAAAUACUGAAAUAGAAAACUAUUUGAUUCAAAAGAGCGAUGACUUUCAUCAGUCAAAUCAAUGUAAAAAGACCUAGCUUCAUGCAUCAGCAAUUUGAAGGCACGCUCCAAAAAAAUAAAGAUUGUUUGAAUAAACAAGUUCUAACAUGUGACUGGUAUUGCCAUGUUCACACUCUUACAUAGACCUUUCGAAUUUUUAACUGUUUAAAAAGUGAGCUAUCUGCACCGUCAUAUACAUGUUUAUCAAUUUGUUAAAAUCUCUUUCACCUUUGCUUAAUCCAAUGUGUUUGAAUACAUACAAUGUGUGUAUAUAGGACGUAGUAAUUUCUUUUUUAGAAAUAUGACUUUUACAUGUAGUCCAUAUAUUUUUACCAAUAUUGUUCUAUUGAUAUCAUAUAGAAUUAUGAUUUGAAAAAUUAUCGUGUUUUUUUUUCAUUAGGCAUACAACUACAUGUACUACAGAU
Molecule: messenger RNA, 3104 nt
Organism: Mytilus trossulus (common blue mussel)
Lineage: Eukaryota; Metazoa; Mollusca; Bivalvia; Mytilida; Mytilidae
Product: putative ankyrin repeat protein RBE_0220
Exons: 5
Coding region: 48-2717 (889 amino acids)
Molecular function (GO): protein binding
Source: RefSeq, a predicted model, not a curated record